AUGGCUGCCACCCGGGCGUUUGCCCCGGCCCAGCUGACGUACUGGUCUAACAACGUCCAGGGACUCAACUCCCCAGAAAAACGGGCCCACUUGCACCGUCGACUGUGGAGCGCUAAAGCCUCCGUCGUUUUCCUGCAAGAAACCCAUCUCAAAGGUGGAGACGCACCUAAACUAGAAAACCGGCGCUUCCCUUUGGGUUUCUACGCUAACCACCCCGACACCAAAAAAGCCGGAGUUGCCAUUCUGUUCGCUCACUCGGUGCCAUUCCAGACUACACAAACUCUAGCGGACCCGAACGGGAGGUACCUCUUCCUGAGAGGCACCAUCGCAGACCAUGAAUACACCUUCGCAUGCUUAUACGGACCAAACAGAAAGCAACAUACGUUCAUACGCCAGGCGCUGGCCAAACUGGAGAAGUUCAGAGGGGGCCUGCUGAUCGUAGCAGGAGAUCUAAACAUGCCGUUGGACCCCAUACGUGACACCUCGAGGGGCCAAAGCGCGAUCCCCACACACUGCCUGAAAGCCACGCAACGAUGGGGCUAG
Messenger RNA from Pelobates cultripes (western spadefoot toad), 543 nucleotides. Lineage: Eukaryota; Metazoa; Chordata; Amphibia; Anura; Pelobatidae. The record is from the annotation of a GenBank genome assembly.